Clonostachys byssicola is the source of this 843-nucleotide messenger RNA. Lineage: Eukaryota; Fungi; Ascomycota; Sordariomycetes; Hypocreales; Bionectriaceae. The record is from the annotation of a GenBank genome assembly.
AUGGCAGAGGAAGAGGCAAAGCUGCGGGCCAACCCUGGCGCGGACACGGACGGGAACCCUUUCGACAACGUCGUGGGCCUUUUCUGGUUUUUCCAGAGCACUCGCCCUUAUAUGCAAGCUCGCUUUGACUAUAUCACUGCCAUCCUUAAUGUUCGCACUGGCGAAGCAGUCGAAAUCGCCCUCGAUCAUUCCCUCGAUCUGCUUCGCCUCUGCAGGGGCGACAAUUUGGGUGUUCGCUCCCAUGUUCCUGCGCUGUAUCUCCGCCUUGGGAGGGACCAAGAUGCAUACGACUUCAUCAAAUGGUAUGCCGACAGAGGCGACUCGAACUACAACUGGCGCGACAUGAGCUUGCCGUAUCUAGACAUGCAUGGAGAGGAUACGUUUGAGGCUGUCAACGAGAACCCCCACCACGCCAACCUAUCUUUCCUCAUAGCCUUGACUCUUAUUAAGAUUCGUUUAAUGAAGGACUUACAGUCUCUCCAGGCACUCUUGCAAAGCAACCCUAAUGCGACAGGGGAAGCGAGAUAUGACCACCUGCAGGAGGAGGCGAUGAGCGAUGUACUUCUGAAACGGCCGGACGUUGUUGCGCAAGACAACUACGAGGAAACAAUCGCCGAGCUACGGCGCCAGGUGCUACAGCUCUACAGAUUGGUCAAGGGGAAAAAUCCACACUUCUGGCCAGGCAUUGCGAACCCGGCCCUGUUCGCUUACAGUGUGCCAACGAUUUACACCCCGGGUUCACGAGAAGAGGCUGUGCUUGUUUUUCGGCACUCGUGGUAUUCUUGGUCGGAAACGGAACCGGCCAUACAGUUUAUUAGAGGAGUUAUAAGUAGCGAUGCAUAA